Tyto alba (common barn owl) is the source of this 5273-nucleotide messenger RNA. It is a transcript of the gene CHORDC1, whose product is annotated as cysteine and histidine rich domain containing 1. The record is from RefSeq and is a predicted model, not a curated record. Lineage: Eukaryota; Metazoa; Chordata; Aves; Strigiformes; Tytonidae. The transcript is spliced from 11 exons. The coding region runs from base 214 to 1209 and encodes 331 amino acids.
AACAGUUCCCGCGCCGGGCGGUGGCGCUUGCGCAGCCGCGGUCAACCGCUUUCCCCCGAAGCUUCGUGAAGAUUCCGGCCGGCUCUUUCCGCUGAGGGAGUGCUCCGCACCGCGGCUCUGCCCGGCUGCCGCUUCCCGCUCCGCCGGGCUCCCUUCUCCCGAGCUGGGAGGUGGGGGGGGCGGUAAGGAAGCGCCUCCGGCCGCUCCUCCGCCAUGUCGCUUCUGUGCUACAACCGCGGCUGUGGUCAGCGCUUCGACCCCGAAACCAAUAGGGAGGAUUCAUGCACAUAUCAUCCAGGUGUGCCAGUCUUUCAUGAUGCCCUCAAAGGUUGGUCAUGUUGUAAGAGAAGAACAACAGACUUUUCUGACUUCUUAAGCAUUGUGGGCUGCACAAAAGGCCUCCAUAACAGUGAGAAACCUCCUGAGCCUGUUAAACCAGAAGUCAAAACUACCUCUGAACGAAAGGAGCUAGCUGAACUGAAACCCAAAUUUCAAGAACACAUAAUUCAGGCACCAAAACCGUUGGAAACAAUUAAAAGGCCGAGCCCAGAUGAGCCAAUGACAAAUUUGCAGCUGAAAGUGUCAGCUUCCUUGAAGCAAGCACUAGAUAAACUGAAACUGUCAUCAGAAAACGAAGAGAAAAAAGAGGAAGACAGUGAUGAAAUCAAGAUUGGGACGGCAUGUAAAAAUGCAGGCUGUUCAAAAACAUAUGAAGGACCACACAGCACAGAAGAUGUAUGUAUAUACCAUUCUGGUGUACCUAUAUUCCAUGAAGGGAUGAAGUAUUGGAGCUGCUGUAAAAGAAAAACAUCUGACUUCAAUACAUUUUUAGCUCAAGAAGGCUGCACAACCGGAACACACAUAUGGACUAAAAAGGAUGCGGGUAAGAAAGUAGUUCCAUGCCGGCAUGAUUGGCAUCAGACUGGAGGAGAAGUGACUAUUUCUGUAUAUGCUAAAAACUCUGUUCCUGAUCUGAGCUAUGUAGAAGCAAAUAGCACAAUGUUAAAUAUCCAUAUUGUAUUUGAAGGAGAAAAGGAAUUUCAUCGCAGUGUGAAAUUAUGGGGAGUUAUUGAUGUAAAGAGGAGUUAUGUGAACAUGACGGCUACAAAGAUUGAGCUUACUAUGAGAAAAGCAGAGCCCCUAUUAUGGGCAAGUCUUGAAUUACCGGUAUCAAACACACAACAAAAAAAAGAAAAUUCAGAUCAAUAAUGAUUCCAAGAGACAAAUUAUUUCCCAUUAUGAAGUGGUGACUUGCUACUGUAAUCAAAUAUUUAACUUUGAUAUAGAUUCUUUUUUUUUUAAUGCUAGAUCGUAUGUUCCAUUCUACAAAGAAAUUUGACUCACAGUAAAUGGGGGUGUAAUCUUGAAGGGUAAUAGCUAUUUCUGCUCUUGCUCCCAUGAGUAUAUUCUAGUUGGAGUGUCUCCAUGGGGAUUUAGAGUAAAAGAGAUAUUGCCCUUUGCUUACAACUUUACCUACCAUUCACUAUCCAAAUAGAUGUGUUCUCAGUCCACUCUGGGUGUUAAUUUUUCAAGUGGUCGGUUUAGACUGGAUCUACUGGGUAGCACACAUUAAAUUCAGCACUGUUCAUUAUGAAGUAUACAGUAAUACAGAUACAAAAAUCUGAGUUUAUGAAUGAUUAGCAUGCAAUUCUACAUCUAGAAUAAAAAGCUACGUAAACAUAAACAUGGAAGAACACUUGUAGACUUGCAUUUUUGUCUUCUGAAACUAAGAUUUGUUACAAUACCUGUUGUCUGCGGAGGGAUGGAAUAAACAGUAUUUUGCUCAGGAUUUCAGUAUUUGCUGACUCUUGCUGUCUUGUAUAAAGUCAGAAGAUCAGAUAAAAAAAAAAAUUCCCUCCUGCCAACUUAGUUUUUGUUUUAAAUUCAUGUACCUUUGGUAUUUGAAUUGUUAAAUAUAAAAGUGAAUGAACAGUGAAAUGGAUGAAUAACUUAGCAUCUCAGCUGUGGAGUAUAUACAAACAGCAGACUACUGUAAAAUUAUCAAGGUGCUCUAUGUAUUUGACAGUCUUUAGAAUAUAUAUUCUGUCCUAUUCUACAACAUUCAGAAUUACAAAUCUUUUUUUUCAACGUAGGUGGAUAUGUGUAGUAGGAGAAGCCAGUACACACCGUAGGUGUCUCAGGAAAAUUAUUUCCAUGUAGAUGUGCAUAGCUCUUGUUUCUGAGAAUGGUAAUCUAAGAACUAAAUUUAUCUUAAAGACAAAUCCUAGGAGGAACAAACAGGAAGCUUUAAAAUGUCCAUCUCAAAUCAUAAUUGUACCUUUGAAUUAAUAUAUUUUAAAAAUAUUAUUUCUUUUGAACAGCAUAAACAAAGCACUGUAAUUGGAAAUCAAGGCCUUAUCUUUGUUUUCAGUUCUUCAUCAAUAAAGAUUGGUGUCUGAAAACAGGAUAGUUUUAAAGAUAAGACUUUUAUGCAAGCAACAACACAUGCAGUAAUGUUGCUCUCUCUUUCUGCUUGAAAUAGUUUCUUAAUUUUGGGUUGUAGCAGAAGAAAACCCCAAUGUUUUUGUAAGUCAGUCAUGCAGAAAUGUACACCAUUAUUUAUUGUGCCAAAACUUUAUAGAUAUAAACAAGCAGUCCUGUGGAAUUUUGAAAUGUGUAGAUGCUCAUCUACCUACCUUGGCAGACCUGGAAUAACACCAAGAGAAAGACAGAAUGUAGUGAAGGUAUUUUGAAGUUAAAUAUGCAUUUCUAAGAAUCUUACUGCUUUCUAACAAGUAUAAUUUCACUUGAGCUCAGAGUUCUGUUUCUAGCAGUACUUGAAAUUCUACUUUGUGCUUAAAGUAACAGGAAAUUACCAAAGAAACCAUCCCCAAACACCAAGAAACUAACACUGGUGCUGAUAUAUGAAAUUUGUUUUGGUGCUUCUUUACCUUCAUUUCAAGAUCCUGUUUCUUCAUUGACUUGGAGGGAGUGUGGCUUUUUACUCACUCGGUCCCCUAUUAAAAGUUCCAGCUCCAAGUUCUGCCUAAAAGAUUCUAAUGUCAGGUGCUGUGAAGUGAUAGGGACAAGCUUUCAACAAUGUAUGCCUGCAAUUGGUCCUCUAAACAUUGAACAUGUUCCCUGUUGUGUUCUGAAACAAGAAAUGGAGCUCUUGUUAGUAUAAUACUGAGAACAAUCACUUCAGUGGAUGAAAAGUUCUAGAUGGCUGUAGCUACUAGUGUGCCAUCUGUGUUUUUGAAUGCAGAACUCUGAACUUGGACAGCAAAAUGAGCAGUGUUUAAAUGCCAGGAUAAAGUUCUUAUUUAACAAGCAAAUUCAAGUGUGUGUCUAUCCAUAUGGAUAUAUAAAUACCCUAAAUAUCUUAUGUUUUCCACAUUUUUUAACAUAUUUUCAUUUUUUUUGCAUCUUCACAUACAGUAGGUUUACAUAAUGUAGAAUCCAUUUUAAAGAACUACAAGCAAAAUGGAAUUUCUUGGGAAAAAAGAAUUUCUGGUUUUAAGUAAGUCAUUUUCUCCCUUAGUAGACUAAAGGCUAAAUGGAGGGAAAUGUGUAUGCAUGGACCUUCUGCUUUUAAUGGUGCAGGCUUUGGAUCCCAUACCUAUUUGUUUUAGAAUUAUGGAAUCAUUGUUACACUCUUUCAAAUUACAUUCUACUGGUUGCUGAGACAACUUGACCAUAAGUAGAAGAAAGCUGCUGUAAACAUGGUCCUCGGUUCUGUUUUUGCUUUUUAUUCAUUCCUCCUAAUCUUUUCCUGUUGUUCAUACUUUCAGCGGAAAAUUAAGGCACUUCCGGAGUUCCGUAAUGAUUUUCCCCAUCAGUGGCAAUAAAACCACUUUUAAAAUUCACCUGUUGAAAAAAGGAAGAAAAAAUAAAGAACAAACAAAAAACCCCAGCUUUGAUCAGACAAAAAGGUGUGUAGGUUUUACAUAUAAUAGCCUGGUUUUCUGUGGCCUGUGAUAUUUUUACAAAUAAAAGGAUGAACUUUCAGAUGGCAUAGACUGCAAUAAGUCCCUUGUUUAGCUGCAUUAAUUCUUAGCAGCUUUUUAUAACCAUAUGUCUGCAUCCAUUGUCAAGCUGCAAAAGCUGUAUCAGAUGCUGAAUUUGAGUGUUUUGAGCAAUUGCUCAGAACAUGCUUCAACACACCCAUGUUUGAUCCUGGUAUUUCAUGAAAUGACAUCUUGACAUGGGUAGUGCUACCUGACGCUUCAACACGGUAUUGGUUUGGUUGUAACUUUUAUUAGUAAGCGUGGAGAGAAUAUGAAACCAGCUGUAGUACUAAACUGAUCACAGUAUUUUCUCAACAGCAAAAUUUGAAAACAUAGCUAAGCGGUUUUUGAUCACAUAGGCUUUCACCUGUCUAAUAAUAGUGAAACUCCAUUGCAAACAGAUACGUACUGGUGUUAAAUACUUGCUGUUAACUUUACCCUUUUUUAGUGUUUUUAGAAGUUGUGCUGUAUUUAACCAGUUGGUUAACUUGAUACAGUCUAACUAUAUUUUUAUAAUUAAUGAGUCUUUAAAAGCUGUAGUGUGUUUCAGUGUGGGUUUACAUGUUACAGAUGUUGACAGCAUAUUACAGGUCUCAGAACUGACUGGCCAGGUGCAUAUAAAACCUUCUCUUCACAAUCCCCUUUUAAUAUGAAAAAUUGAGUGGGUAAUACAAGCUUGUGGCAGAAAUCUUAAUCUUCCCUCAUGUGUAAGCCCAUUUUCCUACCUAGCUUUAUAUAUUAUAUCUGUAACGUCAUGUCUUGGAAGAGUUGGAAUUUAUUUUUAAUAUACUGUUAAGCACUGGGCUUUUCAGCUACUUUGACUCUUACACUUUACAUAACACUGAUGUAACUUGACAAAAAAAUCUUCCGUUGGACUGUCUUCUGGAACCAUGUACAUUAUCAAGUCACCAUUUCAGUAGUUUAGGGAUUAGUUUUAAUAGGAAUUUUGCCUUGAAAAGAGAUCUACUUAUUCUAUGUAAUGAUGCAUUUUUUGCUUGCAUUCUUUAAACAUGGCAUGAGUACUGGUUAAAUACUGUACCUGUUAAUCAUUGGUCUUUCCCAAUUGCUACUAAAAUUUUAUCUCAGUUCAGGAACAAGAUCCUUUUUAAAGUAAUGAGUUAUGUGUCUGGGACACUGUUUUAAGGUGGUAAUAAUUUUGCCAUUAUAAGAGUCUUGAAUUACAGUUGAAGGGAGAAGAUGUCUUUUUGCAUGGUUGUUUGAUUCUGCACAUUCAUAAAACUUAUAUGCAGAAAUUAAUCUCAUGUCCUCGUGCUCUAAUUUUUUUCUAAAUGUGUUCAAUAAAAUUCUUACUACAUGCUGGUUGCA